Molecule: messenger RNA, 1311 nt
Organism: Aureobasidium uvarum
Lineage: Eukaryota; Fungi; Ascomycota; Dothideomycetes; Dothideales; Saccotheciaceae
Source: the annotation of a GenBank genome assembly
AUGCUGCCACCCACCAACCCACCAGCCCCAGCCCCGAAGCCUCGCGCAAAGCGACAAAAAAGACUGCUACUACGACUCAANCCACCAGCAGAGACGGACGACUCUUCUCAAGUUGCAAGCGGUGCUCAGGAAGGCGAUUCGAAUGCGACGCCCGCCGCGAAGCCAAAGAAACCCAGAGCCCCGAGAGCCAAACGCCCACCAAAAUCGGCCGCAACAGUUGUGGAAGACGAGAAUGGAAAUAUCAUCGAGACAGAAGAACCCGCACCUCGUCCUGCUCCCAAGCCGAGAAAGCCUCGUCAAAAGAAGAAGAAGCAAGCGCAGCAAGUCGAGGGUGGAGAUGGCACAACUGUCCAAGAUGACCCAAUGGACGAUCCAGAAAACCACGAAAUUGAUGUCACGGAAAUGACGAUGCUUGAACUUACCAAGGACAGAGGCUUGGGUAAGGUGUCAGAAAGAGAAAUCAAGAUGGCCGGUAUAAACUGGGACGAAGUGCAAAAGAAGAGAGUGGCAGAAGCAGAAGCUAUUCGAGCUGGUAUAGAUCCUACAACUCUCAAUAACCAGCCGGCCGAGAAUAUUGAAGCUGGUGACGGAGCCGAGGGCGAGAACACUGAAGAGACACCUCGACCAGCAGCUGUCGUGACUGGACCCCGCCUACGUCUGGAUGCCGAGGGAAACCUGGUCGUAGACGAAGACAGUUUGCGUAUUGAUCGCCAAGCUCAAGCCGAGCGCAAUGCCGAAAACCUGGUCGUUACCGAAAACGAUGACUUGACAAAACGUGUCAACCAGAUGAGCUGGAUCAACGAACGUCGACGUGAUCCUACUGAUCGUGUGCCCUUCUUCAAGAUGAAGUCUGACCCUUGGAGCGACGAGGAGACAGACCGCUUCUAUGAAGCCCUUCGCAUGUUUGGCACUGAUUUUUUCAUCAUCUCGAAGAUGUUCCCACCCAAGACUCGUCGUCAGAUCAAGCUGAAAUUUGUUCGGGAAGAACGGUUGGAUCCAGACCGUGUGAACCGUGUCUUGGCUGGCGAAGCAGUUCCUAUGAACCUCGAGUCGUUCGCAGAAGCCACUGGUCAGGACCUCGGAGGCUUUAAGGACCCACGGGAGCUGGAAGAGGAAUUGAGAGUCGAGGGCGAAGAGCAACGCGUGGAGAUUGCUCGUAAGAAGAAGGAAAUGGAAGAGGCGAAGGAGCAGAGAGAUAUCCAGAUGGCCGCUAGAGAGAAGGACCAGGAAGAACGUGCAGCACAGAGACGCGAGAAGGCCGCUAUGCGCCAGAACAAGCGCAGAGGAAUCUUUGGCACUGGUACCUUUUGA